AUGGGAACAACACAGCUGGUAUAAAUGCGCCGAGGCGCUGCGAGCGGAGGGACUACUCUCAGCUAGGGAGACUCUGAGCAUGACUGAUGGUCGUUUGUGGAGUACAGACAGUUCAAAACACUUACAGACCUCCGAACAGUCUUGCAGCCAUGACUUGCGUACACCCCCAGCACGCAUCCCAGCCCUGUGAGGUCAACCUUGGCAGCUCGGAGCUUCAAAGCACAGACUUUAUCUCCAGGCUCAGUGUCGAUAUGAGCAGCCCACGGGACCGCCUCUCUGCUCAAUCCCUGCCAAGCAUCAACUCCCUGGUGGGCACUCAGGCGGGCGAGUUUGAUGCAUACUCAUGUCAGUUCACCGCAGCUCCUGCCCAUGUUGCUCCGGCGUUGGGCCAGGAGACUCCCUUCAAGCUGGAUGACCUCCAGGUGUACGGCUGCUAUCCUGGAGCGUUUACGUUGAGUUUCCCAGAUGGGGCUGUUUCCCCUGCUGGGUCAGAUUAUUUCGGCAGCCCCGCUUCGGCCUCGUCUCCUUCAACACCCGGUUUCCAGAGUCAGCAUGCAUCCAACUGGGAUUCAGCCUUCGGGCCAUACUCGCCCAGUCCAGGAUACUGGGCUGCAGACGACACCUCAGCGCCUCAUGCGCCCUCUUUCUUCACGUUUGGCUCGGGGUCUGUGGAGGACAUGUCUCAUGCUGGACAGCAGCAGGAUCCUUUCGGCAUGAUCCACAAUCACCCAGCUGCAAUGGAUUUCUCGUCUUUGGUGAUGGAUCAGGCUCAUAACCUUGAUGGCACCGAGCAACUGGACGGGAGCUUAUCACCUAAGUUAAAGAGUCCUGGUGGAAACGAGGGCUGCUGCGCUGUGUGCGGGGACAAUGCCUCCUGUCAGCACUACGGCGUUCGCACCUGUGAGGGAUGCAAAGGAUUUUUCAAGCGUACAGUCCAAAAAAAUUCCAAGUACGUUUGCCUCGCCAACAAGGACUGCCCUGUGGACAAGAGGAGGCGGAACAGAUGCCAGUUCUGCCGUUUCCAGAAGUGUCUCGCUGUAGGCAUGGUGAGGGAAGUUGUGAGAACGGAUAGCCUGAAAGGACGGAGAGGUCGCCUGCCGUCAAAGCCUAAAGUCCUGCCAGACGUGACAUCCACUGUGUCUCCAGUGAGCUUGAUCGCCUCACUUGUGAGGGCCCACAUCGACUCAAACCCUGGCGUUGGAAAACUGGAUUACUCCAAGUAUGAUGAGACAGAAGUCACCGGGAACCAGAAAGAGGACGCAAACGACAUCAGGCGUUUUUACGACUUACUCACAGCCUCCAUGGAGGUCAUCAGGAAGUGGACGAGGGGCAUCCCGGGUUUCUCAGAGUUCUGCACAGAGGAUCAGGAGCUGCUGCUGGAGUCUGCGUUCGUUGAACUCUUCAUCUUGCGCCUUGCGUAUCGUUCCAAUCCUGAAACGGAAAAGCUCAUCUUCUGCAACGGGGCCGUGCUUCACAAAACACAGUGCGUCCGAGGCUUUGGAGACUGGAUCGACUCCAUCUUGGAGUUUUCUCAAGCUCUCCACCGCAUGAAGCUCGACGUCUCCUCCUUCUCCUGUCUCACAGCCCUCGUCAUCAUCACCGACCGACAUGGCCUUAAAGAGCCUGGACGUGUGGAGGACUUACAGAACCAGCUCAUCACCUGCCUUAAAGAUCACGUUUCUGGCUGCGGCUCUGCCUCUUUGAGGCCCAACUAUUUGUCCAGACUUCUCGGGAAGCUGCCUGAGCUCCGGACUCUGUGCACUCAAGGCCUCCAGCGCAUCUUUUACCUGAAAUUAGAAGAUAUUGUUCCUCCUCCACCCAUUGUGGACAAAAUCUUCAUGGACACGCUUCCGUAUUGAGUGGAGUUGAUAUGAGAGCCGAAGAGAACAGACUGAGCACUCACACUGCGGGUGGGUGUUAAGUGAAACAGCAAGAGGAAUCAUGAGGGAUUGUGCAGCUUCAGGGGGGAAAAGGGCUUCUUUUAUAUCAUUAAGUGAAUGAGUUAUAAAACAUAUAGAGUCAAAACUCUGUAGACAGGCCAGCACAUGGACCAAAAAGUGACUGUUUACACACAACAACAAGGUGCCAUGGAUGGAAACAUUUCUGGUGGAGGGAAGAAUCCACUUGCACUUUACAACAGUUACAAAUUGAAUACCAAUAAUAUGUUUGCCAUUUAUUUAAUUUUUUUGUAAAAGAUCUAUUUUUGUGCAGUGGGUGACUGUAAAUUGCACAUGAAAUAUCAGAGAAAGCAUUAUAUUUCUGUUUGAAUUAAAGACUCCAGGUGCUACGGCAUUACAGAAUUAUUUCACAGAACCACUUUAAACCCCUUCAGACUGAUCAUCAGUGUCCAAAGCAUCCAUCACUCAAAUCUCCAGUUUGCUUUUUAAUGCCACCAUUUGUAUUUGGUGAUGAUAAAGUAGGUCAAACCUACAGAAUUAUUCAGAAGUAACAUUCAUGUAUCAUGAAUAGAUUUUGAGCAGCUAAUACUGUAUACUGUGUAUCAUCCAGUACAGUCUUAUACACUGGUCUUGUAUGUAAAUGAUUUGUAAUCUGUUUUAAACCCGCUCAUGUGGCUUAUUGCCACAUGAACUGCAUUCUGUAGUUUGGGUAAAAUGCAAUCGUUUUGGCUGUGUUAUUUUUACUUGAAGUUAUAUUUUAAUGCCGCUGAACAUAAAAUAAAAAAGGUGCAUAUUA
Molecule: messenger RNA, 2694 nt
Organism: Acanthopagrus latus (yellowfin seabream)
Lineage: Eukaryota; Metazoa; Chordata; Actinopteri; Spariformes; Sparidae
Gene: nr4a1
Product: nuclear receptor subfamily 4, group A, member 1
Exons: 7
Coding region: 87-1859 (590 amino acids)
Biological process (GO): regulation of transcription by RNA polymerase II; cellular response to corticotropin-releasing hormone stimulus
Cellular component (GO): nucleus; transcription regulator complex
Molecular function (GO): nuclear receptor activity; nuclear glucocorticoid receptor binding; RNA polymerase II cis-regulatory region sequence-specific DNA binding
Source: RefSeq, a predicted model, not a curated record